AUGCGAAUCGGCAGAGCAAUCACCCAAUUCACAAAGAUCAUGAAGACAGUGAAGAAGCCUAUGACCCUGGCUGGAGCCAGCAACUACCUAGCAUGGAGCAAAGCCAUCCUAAAGGUAGCCCGCCAAGUAGGUGUUGAGAAGAUUAUCCUGGAAAGGCAAGAGACUUCACCACGGCCAGAGCACUUGAAGAUUUCACAAUACUGGAAUGUUCAGAAUAAUUGGCUACACAGCCUAAUCAACAGUACAAUAUCUGCACAAGCCAGAGAGCACUUCAAGGAAUCAGAUAGCCUUAGUGCUUACAAACUCUGGGAAGCUGUAAGGACAGCCUUCCAAGAGAGACCUGAGAUACAGCGGGAAAGCCUACUUACAGAGUUAGUAAGAAUGACACCACAAUCCGCUGGCUCAGAAAGGAAUUAUAUAGAGAGAUUCCUAGCAAUCCGUGGGGAAUUUGAGAGAUUAGGGUUCAAACAACUUGACCACACCCUACAUGAUAUCUUGAAGAUGAACAUUACGUCCCGAUGGAGAGAGUUCAUACAGAACCGAUUUGAUAUGGCAUGCCAGAGCGGAACAAACCUACCGGAGAAGGAUCUGGAAGGCCUACUGAAGGAUAUCCUCCACCGAAUCCCCAAGAAAGACCAGAAGAAAGGCGGAUCUACAAAGCCAAAUACAAAUGCAACAAGCUCGGAUCCCCAAAAGUCUUACAAAAAUAUGAACGGAGCUCCAAUAUCGUGGAGAUCACAGCGCCAGACGUCCGUCUCGAAAUCAACGACCGAAGCGGAGUAUUUGGCAGCUAGCGAAGCUGCUUGUGAACUAGUUUGGAUCAACGACCUGUUGAUAGACACCGGGGUGAUUAGCGAAGGCUCAGCAAAGCUAAGGAGCUCAAAAUUAAGUGUUGACAACAAGGGAGCGGUUGACUUAGCCAAAGCUGAAGCUAUAACGCGAAGAGCACGCCAUAUUGAGAUUCGGCACCAUAUGCUAAGAGACUGGGUUCAAAAGGACGAAAUCUCAAUCGAGCACGUUGGAACCGACGCGAAUAAAGCUGACGGGCUCACGAAGGCUCUUGCAAUGGAUCCCUACGCUCAAUUCGUGAGCGCGAUAGGGGUGACGAGUUGAUACAGGAAAAUAUGGAGGUUUAUCAGUGAAGCCAGCAAAAAUACGGUAUCGCGGCGAAACGGAGCUAAGCCUAAAGAAGGAAUAAAUCUGGAUUCUGUAAUUAAUUUUUAUCGCGGAUUUGAGAGAUUUGGAAGCUUUGGAUCUUUGUGGCUCUCGCUCGCUGCUGGAGCUCGUUGCAUGGGGGGGUGUUAGGUAAUCCAACCAGCACCUCGCUCACGUGACCCACAUAGAUUAGCCGAGAUUCCCCUUUAGG
Messenger RNA from Coccidioides posadasii C735 delta SOWgp, 1366 nucleotides. NCBI's taxonomy places the organism in Eukaryota, Fungi, Ascomycota, Eurotiomycetes, Onygenales, Onygenaceae. The record is from RefSeq and is a predicted model, not a curated record.